CACCGCGAGAAGGCCUGGUGGGAAUGGACAAGCAAAGCUUCAAAUGGUGUCCUUGGGAGUCGAGAGGAAGUGCUUUUGCGAAUGAGGCGGAUUGCUAAAGCGCCAAACGUGGAGCUGAUGGAAGAGGCAAUCAAAGAUUUUAAAGGCAGUUCCUUGUGGACCGAUAACCCACGACUAAGCUCCUGGUUUGAGAAAAAGUGGCUUCCUGCAAGGAAGCGAUGGUGUCAAGCGUACAGAGGUGUGGACUAUAUCGUGGCAGUGCAUACGAACAAUGGUAUCGAGAGACAGAACGAAACCCUGAAAUUCCAGUACCUUGAUGGCUACCUGAAUUGUACACUAGGCGAGAUGCUUACUGUCCUGGUGGAGCAGUUUUUUCCCGACUCUUACAGAAAGUACGUCGACCUAAAUGUGAGAUGCUCUGGAAAUUUUGGAAAGUACAGCGACCAAGUGCCUAACUUUCUUCACGAUCGCCCAAGGGAUGUAGUAAAGUACAUCAUGAAUAAUCUAACAGAACCAGAUCCUAGAUCAGCCAAGAGAGUGAAGCAAGUCGGCGAAGGAGAAUUCAUGGUGGAUGGAAAAAUACGAGUACAAUUUGGGGAUGACGAGAGAUUCCCACAUUGUGACUGUUCGGAGUGGAGACACUCUCGUCUACCUUGUAGACAUUUCUGCCUCAUUUUUUCAUGUUUACCUGGAUGGAGCUGGGAUAAACUAAGCUCGCUUUAUCGUGAAAGUCCGCUCCUUAAUCUUGAUGACAUCACCUUGACCUCGAGUACGAAAGAAGCAUUAUCCGAUGACUGGGAAGACAUGCCAGAGGCAAAUAUUGCAGAAGAAGGUGAGGAAGACACAGCGCAGCAACAAACAUUACCUCUCCCACCCAGAAAAAGGUCGAAGACCAAGCUGUUGCAAAUUCACUGUAGAACGAUAAUGAAAGAACUUACAAGUGCAACCUACCUGAUUAACGACGAAAGCUCCCUGACUGAGUUGGCUCAAGGCCUUGAUGGUUUGUACGCAAAAUCGAAAACCAUGAUGCCCAGUGAAGAUGGAGUACCCAUGGAAGACGUCCCCCGCACUGGAAUAAACAAGAAACGUGAAAAAAAGUCUAAUGACGCAAAGGAACAGGGUGCCAAAGAACAGUCAACUAUCAUACCUCCGCCAUUACAAGCACAUGGUGCGAAAAAACAUCGAGCGAAUGGUCGUUUCGGUGCCAAGGCGGAAUGGCGAAGAAAGUUUAUUGGGCAGAAGAGGAAGUCCUGUGGCUCAGCUCACUCAAAUCAAGGCAUGCCGGGCGUGAAAAGACCUUUUCUUCAAAACGCAGAUUGA
Molecule: messenger RNA, 1320 nt
Organism: Orbicella faveolata
Lineage: Eukaryota; Metazoa; Cnidaria; Anthozoa; Scleractinia; Merulinidae
Biological process (GO): proteolysis
Molecular function (GO): DNA-binding transcription factor activity; zinc ion binding; cysteine-type peptidase activity
Source: RefSeq, a predicted model, not a curated record